UGAACAUGAUAUGCUCCAACUUGUGGUCCUUGGGAGAUUAAACAAAGGGCAAAAGUCUUAUCCUUAGCAAGGCUGCAAGGAUUAAGAAGUGGGUCAUGAAGCAAAGCAACAUUAGAAACAUCCACAGAGGUGCCAAAAAAAAUUGAUGCGAGGACAAGGUCUGGCCCCUCGAGCUUGUUGUUUUCCUCUCCCAUAACUCCCUAGAUUCCAGCCUUGCAAGAUUUUUUCCACUGUAAUUGCUUGUGCUUAUUGAUGACAAAGUGGAAGUAGGGCAAAGAGGAGCGUUAUCGAGAGGCGGAGGAAAGGAAAGUUUCCAUUUUUAUGGGUGCAUGAUUGAGGUCUCAGCCCCAAUCCCAGCCUCUGUUGUCGUUGCUUUCCCUGUUUGACUUCCACACCUUCUUCCUCCUUGUACUCCCCUUCUUCCGCCCGCCCCCUCUUUACCCCUCUGUUCGCAACCCUUCUUUCUGUCUAUUCCAUGCAAAGGUUGCAUCUUUUGCUCUCUCCGUGCCUCUCUCUUUCUCUCUCCUGUUUUCAUUCUUCCACCGCAGUGUUUGCUUUCGAAUCCUCUCUUGCUUCUUGGUGGUCUUGGUCUGCAUCUUGUCUUUCUUCUCUUAAGAGAGGUAGAAGAUUGCUUUGUGACCAUGACAGUGGAAGAAAGGAAGGGGAACGCAGAUCAGUUCCCUGCGGGCAUGCGUGUUCUAGCGGUGGAUGAUGAUCCCCUUUGUCUCAAGUUGUUGGAGGCCCUGCUACGCCGCUGCCAGUACAAUGUUACGACCACCGAUAAAGCGAUCACGGCAUUGAAGCUGCUAAGAGAGAACAAAGACAAAUUUGAUCUGGUUAUCAGCGACGUGCACAUGCCGGAUAUGGAUGGUUUCAAGCUUCUAGAGCUUGUAGGCCUCGAGAUGGACCUGCCUGUUAUUAUGUUGUCUGGCAAUGGCGAAACCCAAACUGUGAUGAAGGGAAUCGCUCAUGGUGCUUGUGACUAUCUGCUAAAGCCUGUGAGGAUCGAGGAGCUGAGGAACAUCUGGCAGCAUGUCAUCCGGAGGAGGAAGUUUGAAAGAAGAUGCCACAAUGAUCUUGACAGUAGGGAGGAUGGCCAAAAGGCUCAAAUUGUGAAAUCUGAAGAUGGCCAAGGGGCAGCUGAUUGCUAUGAAAAAGCUAAUAAAAAACGGAAAGAUCAGAUUGAAGAUGACGAAGAUGAUAGUGAUGACAACAUGCAAGAGAAUGAAGAUCCAUCCUCCCAGAAAAAGCCGAGGGUUGUUUGGACUGUCGAGCUACACAGAAAAUUUGUCAUUGCUGUUAAUCAACUGGGUAUUGACAAGGCUGUACCAAAGAAAAUACUUGAUCUUAUGAAUGUUGAGAAGCUAACAAGGGAGAAUGUUGCAAGCCAUUUACAGAAGUAUAGGCUGUACCUGAAAAGGCUCAGUGCAGUGGCAGGGCAACAAGCUAGCAUGGCUGCAGCCAUAGGAGGUAGAAACUCAUCCUAUCUUCAUAUGGCUUCUUUGAAUGGUCUCAGAAAUUACUAUGCAACUGGAGGAUCAAGCCAACUGCCAACUCUUGGAUCUUUUCAACCAAACGGAGUGCAUGGUAGAAUGGGUAGUCCAUCUGCCCUAGGAAUGCAUGGGCUGUUGCCUUCUCAGACAGGGCAGCUUGGCAGUGUGCCGAGCAGCACAAGCAAUCCAUAUAAUGAUUUAGGGAAGAUCCAAGGGACAACUUCACCAGGAAAUCCUCAAAUGAAUUUGCUUCAAGGGUUACCCAGAACUUUGAACUUAGAGCAAUUUCAGCAGCCUAAGUUAGUGCAGGAACCAAAAAAACACUUACCUGCAGGCUUAUAUGGAAGUGGCCUUGCUGCUGGUCCUUCCACUGGUUCUUUUCCAAAUGUUUCAAACAACCCUCUGUUACUGCAACCAAACAAGCAGCAUGACCGAUCAGGAGGAUUGGGCAAUUAUUCAUCAUUCAGGAUGUCUCCCUCGAGCUCAGAUUUUGAUAUUGAUCUCCAAGAUAUUUCCCAGUUUCCUCGUAUUAGUAGAUAUAAUGACUCAUGGCAAGGUGCUGUUGCUUCAUCAAGGGAUUCUGCCAAUGCAGUGCCUAUACUUGCCUCUUCUAGUCAUAACAAUCUGUCUCCUGGUAAUAUUGGAGGAAAUUUUUCUUCAAGAACUCCACAUGCAGCCACCAAAAUUCUUGAUGAAUCUCCAAACAUUGUGGCUGUUGCACCUCUGAGUGAUCCAACAAUAAGUAAUAAUGUACAAAACCAAGUUUGUUCACUUAGUGGGAGCACAAUAGCUAUGCCUGCAGGUUUCAACAAUGAUCCAAAGUUGUCGAAAUUCAAUAUAACAGGCAACUCUAGACAGAAAUGGGAUUAUAUCUUCAAUUCAAAUGAAAUUUCAAGUACUUCCUCAAAUCCUUCAUUGCCCAAUCUUCGAAUUACUGAUGCAACUGCUCAGUGUCAGGCAUCAGAGAAUGUCUUCAUUAACAAAAAGUUGGAUGUUGACACAAUAGGCCAAGUACAUUUUGGUGCUCCACUUGUCACUCAGGCUUGCAUGAUUGACAAGUUAAUUAGUGACAGUCCGCAGAACUUUAGAGGUGAAUAUGCAAUGGCGACCACAAGUUUGCAGACUGGCCUAAAUUCUACUGGUUGCAGCUUGGAUGAUGUUGUGAAUGCUAUGGUUAAACCAAACAAACCUCACUCCUUAGAAUGCUGAUAUCCUGUGUGAUGGUAGGAAAGCAGGAAUGGCAUCACAGUAAGAUGUAUUGGCUGGGUUUCUCCAGGAAUGUUUUCUUUAGAAAUGGGUUCAUUGAGUAUGGCCGAUCGUGAACCAUUAGUGGUGCACUUUGGGCUACAUGAAGAGUUUUACGGAAGCUAAUGCUGCCAAUUUGGUAUAUAGCAAAUGACAAGCCUCCGACUGCAGGAACUGAUUAUUUCUGAAUAGAGAUAUUCACGUUGGUCUGUCGGUGAUUGUCGAGAUGACAAUAUGAUGACGAAGUUUUCCAACUUCUGGUUUUACUCUGGGAAUGUAAUUACUGCUUCUUGAAACUCAAGUUAACAUCUUUCGAUUAAUGGUUUGGUGAACAAGAUAUCAUGCCUGAGGUUUGCUUGUUCUGUGUACCAAAUACUAAACAUUGCUAAGAAAUCAGAAGCAGCUCUCAUGACGUAGAAAUCAUUUCUCAAUUGGUCAGAAGAAUAGCUACAUGCACAUCUUUUGACAGCCGCAACUUUCUCAUACUGUAUUCUUAUCACACACCAAUGAAAAAGAAAAAACCCUCAUCCGGCAAUCAGUUCUUGUGUUGAUAUCAGUUGAUUGAAAUAAAAAAGUAUGUUAAUAUAGAAAUUGGACUUGCCUGGUGGCAUGUUAUAGGAAUUUGGUUCUUGGUAGUAUGCUUCUUGUACUAAAUUUUUCUUCUUAUACAUCCAACUUGUUGACUGUAUUUUCCUCGAUAAAUGAGGCUGAUACGAUUUUUGGAUUUUGUGGAUAACUUCAUGUUCCUAACCAUUGUAUCAGAUUAU
Messenger RNA from Musa acuminata AAA Group (dessert banana), 3505 nucleotides. Its product is annotated as two-component response regulator ORR24-like. Lineage: Eukaryota; Viridiplantae; Streptophyta; Magnoliopsida; Zingiberales; Musaceae. The record is from RefSeq and is a predicted model, not a curated record. The transcript has 6 exons. Gene Ontology annotation, molecular function: DNA binding; DNA-binding transcription factor activity. The coding region runs from base 642 to 2702 and encodes 686 amino acids. Gene Ontology annotation, biological process: phosphorelay signal transduction system; cytokinin-activated signaling pathway.